Messenger RNA from Triticum turgidum subsp. durum (durum wheat), 300 nucleotides. The record is from the annotation of a GenBank genome assembly. Lineage: Eukaryota; Viridiplantae; Streptophyta; Magnoliopsida; Poales; Poaceae.
AUGAAGGACCGAUCAGAAGCGAGGCCCUUGCUGCUCGUGUCUCCUUGCUGGUGGCAACCCGACCUUCAGCUUGCCAGCGACAGGCAGGAAUCCGGUUUGCUGGCUGAUGUCACGCCCGUUCCAAGGCAGGUUUUUCCCAGGGGAACCUCCUGGGGUGUGUCCUAUGAGGUAGAAGAUUCUUGCUCGGUUCCUUGUGUUUGGGAUGAUCCAGAUGAGAUAGUGCAUCAGUUGCUCACAGGAAGAAACCACCACAAUGAGAAUCCUCUUCUAAUCUGGCAAGUACUGUUCCUACUUGACUGA